Molecule: messenger RNA, 2227 nt
Organism: Hymenoscyphus albidus
Lineage: Eukaryota; Fungi; Ascomycota; Leotiomycetes; Helotiales; Helotiaceae
Source: the annotation of a GenBank genome assembly
CCGCUACAGCGCCCGAACACCUCGGCAUCACAGGAAAACGAUAGCCUUGCAGUCAACCACAUAACCAACUUCAUGACUAACAAACACCACAAACCACGGUAUUCGAUGCUUUCCAUGUUAUACAUUCAUACUCUCAAUUGGAUUACUUGAGCCUCCACAUUUAGUCGCCAUGAACUCUCCACCCUUGACCGGUCUUCGCGUCUUGGAGUUUGCUGGUCUUGCGCCAGGUACGAGAACUCACUAGCAAACUUCCCGACUGUCACUAAUACGAUUUGCAGGCCCAUUUGCAGGUCUGUUGCUCGCAGAUAACGGCGCGUCAGUUUUACGAAUUGAUCGAUCAAUUCCACAUGUAACCCACAGCGCCUCCGCAACCCCAUUACCAACGUCCGACCUCCUGACGCGGCACAAAUCCUCAAUUGCGGCCGAUUUGAAAUCCCCCUCGGGAAUUGACUUCAUCAAGUCCUUGAUUCCGCAUACGGAUAUUGUAAUUGACCCUUUCCGUCCAGGGGUUCUCGAGAAACUUGAGUUGGGACCGGAUGUUAUACUUGCUCUAAACCCCAAGGCCAUCAUCGGCCGCAUGACGGGAUUUCGAAGGGAUGGGAAAUAUAAGGAUAUGGCUGGUCACGAUAUCAAUUAUAUUGCCGUUUCAGGAGCAUUGUCAAUCUUUGGACGGAAAGGAGAGAAGCCACUGCCACCUGCGAAUGUCUUGGGUGAUUUCGCAGGGGGUGGAGCGACUUUGUUCCAAGGCAUUUUAUUGGCCUUGAUUGCUAGAGAAAAGAGUGGUAAAGGCCAGGUCGUGGAAGCAAAUAUGGUUGAUGGAAGCGCUUAUUUAAUUACGUUCCCCCGGAUGUUGACGAAAACUCUUUUGUGGUCUCGUCCGAGAGGAGAGAAUACGUUGGAUAGUGGAUGUCCUUAUUACGAUACUUAUGAGACCAAGGAUGGAAAAUACAUGGCAGUGGGAGCACUCGAGCCUCAAUUUUUUACGCUCUUACUCAAGGGGCUGGGACUUGGUGGAAAGGGAAUUGAAGAGACUCGAGAAGAUAGGAAUACUUGGCCUGCCAUGAAAGAAAGUUUCACCGAGAUUUUCCUGAGCAAAACAAGAUCAGAGUGGGAGCAAAUAUUCGAUAAAACGGAUGCAUGUUGCACACCAGUUUUGGACAAUAUCGAGUUAGAACAAGAUCCGAAUAGAGAAGGGGAUCAAAGACCAGCCGUCACUCUUCGAGAAACCCCAAGUCUUGCUCUCUCCCCGGAUUCCACAAGCAACCGAGAUCCUUCCACGGGACAAGGUACUGGGGUAGAUGGUGGUAGUUACACUGGUACUGCAUUAUAUCCCGGCCAAGGCGGGGAAGACACCUUGUCGCAAUGGCUUGGUUGGAAAAGGGGAAAAGAUUUCGAUAUUGAGAAUGGAGGCUUGGUGAAGAAGUCGAACGCCAAAUUAUGAUUGAUCUAUUACCAACGUAUAUCGUUGCUUAUUAUCCCAGCCUUCAUCUUUUCGUUCGGCCGGUGAAGAAUACUCAUUUCUUUGAAAAUGAUCUCCCAAAAUCCCAACGAUCAUGCAGGUUGUCCUGUUGCCCUUUCGCAAAGUUGGUGAUUGUGCUGAAAUAUUCCAAUUCUUGCCCAUGUUUCUAACUCCGUUUUCGUCCCAAAAACACACUAUAACGCCGAUCUAUGACUCUAUGAGGAUCUUGGUGUCCCUCUUGGAGUCUUUGUGUUCUGUGUUAUUUGUUAGCGGGUGUCAUUUCUUGGAUCCGUCUUAUGGUUCCUCAAAUUACAUACCAUAUUGCUAUCUCUUCAAUUGCCACGGCAAACCCCCCGGAAGGACUUGGGGGUGGGCCUGGAGGAGGAGAAGGGGGAUCGCCUCUCGACAUGUUGUGGGGUGGGAUAUGUGUCAGAGAGGGCCAUCGUAGUUGGGUAUUUCUCGUCCUGUGGCCCUCCUCUCCGCUGUAUCCAUUUCCAGAGGACAUCACUGACUCUCUUGGGAUAGCCAUUUUCUUGCUCUUUGGCUCUUGUUUUUGUAGAUACAAACUUUUUCGUAUGAUAUGGUAACAACCAAAAGUCUUGUCUGAGGUGGAGAUUUAGGCGGCUGGUGGCGGUUCAGAUCUCGCUGACAGGCUUGGAAAAAAGGAAAUAAUGACUUGGCUCGGAGAAUUUGAAAGAACGGUAAGGGGUUGAUCGAUGUAGCUGAUAUUUUGCGAGUCUUUUUCUCUCGGUUGUUGACGAGUUAUCA